AACAAUCGGAACAAUUGAGCGUUUGGUAAUUGGACACUAGGAUCAGGGAAUCCCAUCUCUGUAACAAUUUCAAUGUAUUUUCGAAGUCACAUUGUAACUGUAAGUACUGUUUGAGGUCGUUGCGUACGUUUCUUCGUUUAUAUCAGGCCCUAUUCUCCGAUGAGAUUAUUUUAUUUUUGCGUGUAUGAGGUCUGUCGGGAGAUUAAAACAUAAGAGAAAUGCAGGGAUUUGUGAGGCUACAUUUGCACCGUUGAACUGCUCUUCUUCUACACUUUCCUCGUUCGUUCAUGGAACCAUGGAGUGAAAUAUCGCCUUAGAAAGCGCGAGGCACCAGACGAAUUCCACUCCGAGACAUCUGGAUCUAAACCUCGCCACACCGACUACUUUAAACCCCAGACAGCGUGUUAACGACUUUACAUCUCAACCGUGGGAUACCUUUUCUGUGUUGGCCAAGGCAGGGAACCUCAUGAACCCCUGCCGCUACUCUCUACAGCGGAAAGAGUUAAUAAAAAGCUUCGGGCACCUAUAACCGUGCGCAGUUUUGCAUUUGAAUACAGCCUGGCUGUAUGAGGGACAGAGAGCGUAGGUUAUCUGAUUGUUUUUAAGUGGUCGAGGGAGAUUUGGUUAUAUUGUGAAAUGGUAAAACUAGAUAGAAGGGGGACAAAACGUAUUUAAAAUCGCCCACAUGCACUGGAUCAAUCGCUGUAUUGGGCCACGGAAUACGAAGAAGUGGGAAGACACGAGUUUCAAAUCUUUGCAGGCUGGAAGAUGGCAGGGGGGUGUAGUUGGAGGUGGUGAGAGCCGAGCUUCUGGCCACUUCAAAUUUAUUUGUAAACAACUUGCCCCUAUUCAUAGGACACAUGCAGGCCAAAAAACGAUAUUUAAUCCUGCUCUCCGCCGGUGCAUGUCUAGUUCUACUGUUCUACUUUGGAGGCGUACAACUUCCAGCUUCGGACAGGAACCGGCAUGACCGUAGCCAAAAUGGAUAUCGCCCCGACCAGCCGUGGCCACACUUCUCUGACCCUUUACAACAGUUCCUACCCUGGGAUCAACUGGACACCGAGGAAUACAACAUGCACAUAUCGCCAAGGCAGAAGAGGGACGUUAAUACAAGUGUGCACAAAGGCAAAAGAUGUCGCAUGGAUUCGUGCUUUGAUUUCUCUGCAUGCAAAAAGAACGAUUUCAAAGUGUAUGUAUACCCCCAGCAAAAGGGGGAGAAAAUGUCAGAAAGUUACCAGAAUAUUUUGUCGAUCAUUGAGGGAUCCAGGUUCUACACCACUGACCCGGGUCAAGCUUGUCUAUUCAUUCUGAGCUUGGACACCCUGGACCGGGACUCGCUCUCUCCGCAGUACGUGCACAAUCUCAAAACCAAGGUCCAGAACCUUCAUCUCUGGAAUAACGGCAGAAACCACCUCAUAUUUAACUUGUACUCUGGGACAUGGCCGGACUACACGGAAGACCUAGGUUUCGACAUAGGCCAAGCCAUGUUGGCCAAGGCCAGCAUCAGUACCGAGAUCUUCAGGCCCAACUUUGAUGUGUCCAUUCCGCUGUUCUCCAAGGAGCACCCUAGGACCGGAGGGGACAGAGGGUACCUAAAGUACAACGCCAUCCCACCUUUCAGGAAAUACAUGCUUGUGUUUAAGGGGAAGCGAUACCUUACAGGUAUAGGGUCAGACACGAGGAAUGCCUUAUAUCAUGUCCAUAACCAGGAGGAUGUGGUGCUCCUCACCACCUGCAAACACGGCAAGGAUUGGCAGAAACACAAGGAUGCACGCUGCGACAAGGACAACGCAGAAUAUGACAAAUAUGACUACAGAGAGAUGCUGCACAACUCCACUUUCUGCCUGGUGCCUCGGGGCAGACGCCUGGGAUCCUUUCGCUUCCUAGAGGCGCUGCAAGCAGCCUGUGUGCCUGUGAUGCUGAGUAACGGCUGGGAGCUGCCCUUCUCUGAGAUCAUCAACUGGAACACGGCGGCCGUCAUCGGGGACGAGAGGCUCCUGCUGCAGAUCCCGUCCACGGUGCGCUCCAUCCAUCAGGAUAAGAUCCUAGCUCUGAGGCAGCAGACCCAGUUCCUUUGGGAGGCCUACUUCUCCUCUGUGGAGAAGAUUGUGCUGACCACUCUGGAGAUCAUCCAGGACCGGGUGCUGCAGCAGGAAUCCAGGAGCACCUUGAUGUGGAACAGCCACCCCGGGGGGCUCUUCACCCUGCCACAGUACUCUGCCCACUUGGGAGACUUCCCCUUCUACUAUGCCACACUAGGUAUAAAACCGUACCCCAAGUUCACAGCAGUCAUCCAUGCAGUCACCCCCCUGGUCUCCCAAUCCCAGCCCAUCCUCAAGCUGCUGGUGGCUGUUGCCAAAUCGCAGUACUGUGCACAGAUCAUUGUGCUGUGGAACUGUGACAAGCCUCUCCCUGCCAAGCACCACUGGCCUGCCACCUCUGUGCCCGUCAUUGUCAUCGAGGGAGAAAACAAGGUGAUGAGCAGUCGCUUCCUGCCCUACGAGACCAUGGUUACCGACGCCGUGCUCAGUCUGGAUGAGGACACAGUGCUCUCGACAACAGAGGUGGACUUUGCCUUCACGGUUUGGCAGAGCUUUCCAGAGCGGUUGGUGGGCUACCCGGCCCGGAGCCACUUCUGGGACAGUAACAAGGAGCGCUGGGGCUACACUUCCAAGUGGACCAACGACUACUCCAUGGUGCUGACCGGAGCUGCCAUCUACCACAGAUAUUACCACUUCCUGUACACAAACUUCCUGCCUGCCAGCCUGAAGGGCUUGGUGGACCAGCUGGCCAACUGUGAGGACAUCCUCAUGAACUUCCUGGUGUCAGCUGUCACCAAGCUGCCGCCCAUCAAGGUCACCCAGAAGAAGCAGUACAAAGAGACCAUGAUGGGACAGUCGUCACGGGCGUCGCGCUGGGCCGACCCGGACCACUUCGCCCAGCGGCAGACGUGCAUGAACAAGUUCGCCAGCUGGUUUGGCGGCAUGCCCCUGGUCCACUCCCAAAUGAGGCUGGACCCGGUGCUGUUCAAGGACCAGGUCUCCAUCCUGCGCAAGAAAUACAGGGACAUCGAGAGACUCUGACAGGAUGUGCGCCCCCUGCCAGAGAGGCCGUGGGAGGCGGUAGAAGCGGUAACAGCCAGAGACUCUGUGGAGAGCAGCCGUAGCCGAAGGAGGACCACGACAGUGGCAGUAGGACAGUCAGCCACCUGGAGCCUGAUCCUAGGCGGCGCUACAGCUCGGUCUUCCACUCAGCACAUUGCCAAUGACCACAGCAGCGCCAGGACUUGACAAGCAAAAUGGCGGUGUCUGGAGAACUAUAAGUAUACACUCAAAGAAUAUACGGAUCUAUAGUAUGUUCACAUAAACACACACAAAGACACUACUGAUGAUGAGACUCUUAGAUUUAUUUUAUUUUAUGCCACCAAGGAGCGAAUUACGACAUACUUUUUUUUUUCUUGCCACUCUCUGCACAUGUGCAGGAUGGUAGAGGAAGGGAGGUGUCCAACAUGGCAACCCAACCUCAGAUCAGAUCUGCCCCGGGCUGGUAACCUAGACUCAAUGCAACCCCUCCUAACCCCAUAUUGACUCCUUCAUGACCUCCCUAUGUCUGCAUCAGGACCCCUGACACACUCACCACCAGCCCCUGCUCUGGACCCUGGGAAACCAUGUUCCUCCAUUACUUUUGUUAUUUUUCUAACCAUACUUCCCUCCCAUGUGUACACUGGUCUGAAGCCUUGGGGUCUUAUCGUCCUAAGAACUGUCCCGUGAUUAAAUUAAAUUAUUUUACUGGAAGGACGGUUUAAAAGCCACCAUUUUCAAAUGGUGGCACUCAUAUUGCCAUGAGGCAGUCACAAACCCCACAGAAACAUCCACUCUAUGCUCAUUCCUUAAUUUUCUGGUGUUAGAUUUCUAUUUUUGUCGCAACGAUAAGCCAGAAGCAUAUCACAUUUUAAAUGUACCCUUUUUCCUUCCUUCACUUUUCUUCUCGUCUUUUUAUUUUCCCCUCAGAAGUUCAGCGCCAGUAUCUGUACAGAGGCUCAAAGUAGGCUCAUCCCACCAUAAGCCCAAACAGAGUACUUUCCCUUCGUCGGAAUGAGCAACAUGAACAUUUCUGGAUGAAAUGGAGCAGAACACUGCCUUCUAAACCAAACCCUUUUCACCCAUUUAUUAUCCCUGAAUUGCUUAUGAGCAAUACCGUGGCAGAAGGAGUUUAUGCUAAAUUUAGACCCUAAACAGGUCUUUAGUUGCCUGCGUCAUUUCCACAGGAGUGUUACAGAUUUCUGAAAUUUAAAUGUGAAAUGCGUCUGUUGUGCCAUGUCCUCGAAAUUCACAUUUAGGGCUGCCUUUUUUACAUUUCUUAUUGCACAUAUUUCCCGUAAAUCGAUAUCGAAAGCAGGAGAAGAUGCUAUCUAGUCGAAAUGCCCUCUGUAAUAUUCGUUGUUCUUCCUAGAUUCCCUCAUCAUAAUGAUGUUGGAGAAAUAGAAGCCUCAAAGCCAUUCGAUAGACAGAGCCAUCUCCUACACCAUUCGUCAGAGGACAUAUGUUUUCUGUUUAAUUAGAGAAAGACAUUUCAUUUGAAGUUUUGGUUUCCCUGGGGAGCAGCCCUUGAUGAAACCGUCUGUCUCUAUAUUUUCCAUCAUGUCUGACUCUGCUCUGGAUGCAGUGACCCACAACCUUGACCCUUUGGCUCUAGGCGUACAGUGAAAAGACAACCAGCUCCCUUUCACCUAGCCUUGUCAUUGUAAUGUUCUUCAGUACCCUCUUUGUCCAUAAUUUCUGUUGCUCCUAGUCUUCCCGUGAUGCUGUUGUACUCACAAUACUGAUUCAUCCCAGCUCAACUACAUUUGGCCUGACACAUUUUGUAGCCAGUUAGUGGUAAUGUGUAUUAUGGUCGAAUAGGAAAAACCUCUAUACUUUAUUUUAUUGAUCAAUUUCAAGGAAAUAGCUUUGAGAUGUGGAAGCUCAUUACUUUAUAGUGAUAUCCCAUUGUAAACAAGCUUUUGUCUUUGUACCACACCAGAGCCCUGCCAGUCCACUCGAACAGGUACUUGAAUGUCUGAAGACUUAAAGGAGCGUAGUGUGCUUUAGUUGCCUUUUUAUUGUGAAGGUGACUGAACUUAAAAGGCCAGUUUCCCAGACAUGGAUUAAACCUAGUCCUGGAACAAAAAAUUAUUCUCAAUGGAGAUAUUCCAUUGAAAGUGCAUUUUAGUUCAGAACUAGGCUGUAUCUGGCUCCGAGAAACCGGCCAAUAGUGUGUCAGCUGUGAGCCAAAGCUCAACAAUCCGUUUUCUUCUCCCCCUUCGUUGUAUCCGCGUCAUUUCUUAUCGAGGUCGUUGUAGACUCCUUCACAUUGAUUUAGUUGUUUUCACCUUCCAUAUCAGGAUACAAUCAAUGGAGGUCAGUGUCCACUAAGUGUAUAUGCCAAUGAGUUGAUAUUGUGUCAUCGGUGGGCCUGGCCCAUCCACUCUUGUCAUUUUCAAUUAUCAGCAUAACACUUAAUACUGCAGUACAGUUAGAUUUAGUACAGUUUCAAAGCUGGUUUAUUGUCAAUAUAUUGUUUUUUCACUAGAUUUUUCAAUAUCAUGUAUUUUCUUUCUGGAAAUGUACUCGGGAGAAGGAGUUUGGAAUGAACUUGUAUGACUUGAUAUUGGCCAAGAGAGAUUUACGUUGUAUUUGAUGUUGACUUACAGCAAGCCUUGGAUCUCUUGGCACUAGACAGGCAUCUCAAUGAUUAUGAAAAAUGUUGGCCCGCAUCUGGUCCCCUUUUGAAGUUCAGUAAACCAUCUUUGUUUGAAUUCGUAUCAAGCUUUUUUCUAUCUAUGAUUGUCUGAACGAACUUGUUAUAUUAUCUCAAGAGCGAAAGUCCCCAGCCUUGCACAUUGACUUCACGGGCAAAACCAGAGACAUUUCAGAAGACCUUAACUGUCAUUUCUGUACAUAAACAUGUAUAUUUAUUUUCAUAUGUGAGCAAAACCAGACAGUGUAUAGUAUGAAAUGACGGGGGGAAAUAACAGGAUUUCUUGGCUGAAGGAACAGUUGAUGAGCAAAAAAAAAAUUAGAUUUUGUAAAAUGUACAUUUCUUUAAUUUUUUUCACAUUGUUGCCAAUAUAUAUUUUUUUAUUUCCACGGAAUAAAAACAUCCCUUUUGCUUUUAAAAUCUUCCUAUAUAGAAAUACAUUUGUGUUACCAUGUCAUUUAAUUCGUAAUCACCAUGGAGACAAGAUUAUACCAAUAAUCUAGAAUUGGAUUUGCUGUGAGCAUUUCGAUGUGAACAAAAGCAACAAUGGCACCUGGGUCUCUUGAACAGAUCGAGGGUUUUCGUUUGUUGCUGUAAUAUGUAUCUUAGAUUCACCAUAAUGUUUUUUGUGUCACUGUCCACAUCUGCAUACUCAUUGAUGUAUUGGGGGAAACUGUCGAUUCUCUGACUGUCAUAUCUGGUACAAAUAUACUCAACUCAAAACAGUAAUGUUGAAUGAAAUAGAAAUAUGACCUUGUAAUACAACUCUCAUUUAAACAUGUCCUUCCAUAAAACCAUAGGAUACCAGACAUUCUAUGGUUUACCAAUGCAUGGCAUCUGUAUCAGUGUGAUUGGAUGUGCAGGAUGGUUAUCUGUCCUUGAUUGUGCCUUUUUAUAAAAUUUAGGUUUUUGAGCUCAUGGUAACAAACUGCCAUUUUGACCGUCAGUCAGAAGAGGAGCACCAUAUAGGGCUCUCAUUCCCCUUGACAUACACUGGAGUUUCAUCACCGCUGUCAUUCAUCCGUGACCGCUCUUUUCUGUUGGAUAUUAAACUGUGGUGACGACCAACAACGCGCCUGCAUGACCACUUCUAUGGAAUUAUUUAUCAGUACUUAACUGUAUCAGACAGACAAUAUAUUUUGUAAUGACUUAAUUUGCUCCCAGCUGUCCUGAUGCCUUCCUCCCGCCUACCUUGUAAUUAACAAAUGACUUUUAUAGAGGUAAAUGAAAUAGAAACAUGCCAAUUUUGUAAGAAUGAUUUAUAUAAAAAUAAAAAUAAAUUGAUCAUU
Coregonus clupeaformis (lake whitefish) is the source of this 7028-nucleotide messenger RNA. Its product is annotated as exostosin-1b. Lineage: Eukaryota; Metazoa; Chordata; Actinopteri; Salmoniformes; Salmonidae. The transcript has 11 exons. Gene Ontology annotation, molecular function: glycosyltransferase activity. The record is from RefSeq and is a predicted model, not a curated record. Gene Ontology annotation, cellular component: membrane. The coding region runs from base 861 to 3083 and encodes 740 amino acids.